UGGCCGCCUGUUGCGCAACGGAAACUUGGAAUGCGCAGUCGUCUUGAGCGUUUUUCUCUGGUCUUAUUGUACUAUUUAUGUUAGUUAUUAUUGUUGUUCGUAUUUACUCAUUGUUUAAAUUAAUACAACUGUUGUAAAUUUAACAAAAACUGCAUUUUCUUUUCUGUUUAUACUUUCAUUCGUACUUCCUCCUCAUGACCUCCACAAAACCAAAUUCCAUUAAUUGUGAAUGUGGCCUAAUUUGUGAUAAAACAAUCAUGUCAAAUACGAUGGCCAUUGGCCACUCCCGUUUAAGUUUGUUAGGUUAUAUUUUCUGUUAUUGUCUCCAUUUUAUUUUAUUUGCUGAACUUGUUAAACAUUGUUAGUGAAGCGGUUUUACGAAUUUUCUAAGACGAUGUCGGAGCCAAGCGAAGAAACGAUAUCUCCAACGAGUCAGCCGGAAUGUUCGACCGACGUUGACUCGUCCUCCUCAACUGUUACUUUAUUUAGCUACUCAGAUAUUGCUUUGGACUCGGACCCUCUGGAUGGAACCCUGAAUGUCUCUGGAGAAGGUGAUAGGGAGGAAAGUGAAAAAGAGGAGCACGAUCAAAAUAAUGAAGACAGUCAAGAGCAUUAUGAGGGUCACAAGGAAGAAUAUGAUGGUAACGAGGAAGAGGAUGAGUAUGAUGAUGAAAAACUUGAUGAUGAUGAUGAUGAAGAAUAUGAUGAUAAUGAUGAGAAACAGGAUAUGGAAUCAAUUGAACUUAGUGAGGUUGAUUUGCUUCAAAGCAACCUUGAAACUCUAGCAGAUUAUGGCAAAUUUGACUUGCAAGCAAGACCAAAUAGAUACCUGGAACUAGUCGAGGGAUUUAAAAAUUACCAUUUUUACCUGAAUGUUCCCUAUGCAGGAAAAUUUCUAAAAUGGGAAUUGAUUUUUGACCCAGAAGACCUAAUGGCCCUUCCUGAUUUUGACUUCAAUGAUUGUUCCUUCUUAUCAGAACCAGAUAUAAAUUAUAUCGCUGAAAAUAUUCCUAGUUGGGACAAUUGGGAUCUUAAUGACACAGACAGUAUUUUGAAUAUAAUCAAGGAGUUUUUAGCCCUUUAUGGUAAAACUCAGCUUGAUAAGCUGCUUAAGGAAAACAAAUACUGCAAGUUUAAAGAACAAUAUGAAGAAUUGCUCAACAAAAUGGACUUGACCCCCGACAAAGUUGAGGUGCAAAUUGAAACCAAGAAUGAAUCAGACUAUGGAGGCACAACUGAUGACUUUAUUGCCAUCAAUUUUUUAGUAAAUUUACCCAUUGAUUUCAGUAAAUUACUGGAAUAUUCUCAACCUGGUCUAGUAAUAACAAAUCCAGGAGAAGAUUAUGCGCACCUCCACAUUCAGUUUAGAAAAUUGGAUCAUCCACAGACCAAAGUGGCGUUAAAUUUGAGUGCUAGGCCAGAGCAAGCCCUUGAAAGACUGAGGGUUGCCAAACUAGGCAAAGAUGCCACCUUGUACGAGUACGUUAAGACGUUUAAAAGCAUCAUAGACAAUCAAAUCCAGUUACUUUGGGACCGUUCUGAGGCAAGAGGUGAAUUUAUUGCUGCUAUAGUAGCCCAUUUUGCAAAAAGCAUUGUGGAGUAUGACUGCACCAGAAAUACUAAAAUCAGCUUCAUUUAUGAUGAAACCGAGGAUUAUACCGCGUUGGUAACAGUGAAACUGUCACACGAUUAUCCGAGAGAUAAACCGAAGAUUUUGCUGCAAUCGAUUUUUUGUCAAGUAGGAAAGUUUUGUCAGGCACCGGUUAUAUUUCAUAAUUACGAUGCCGAGGGGACAGUUGAACAGAAUAUAAUGAAUUUUAGGGAGGUGCUGAAAGUGGAAGUACCUAACUUUCAGAAUCAUAAGCAUUGAGAAGACUGAUUUGUUUGUGAUAAUUACUUGACCUAAGAUGUUCAUAUUUAUUUAUAAGGCAGACGCUAAAUGCUUUGAAAUUCGUUUUUUUUUAUGGUAUACUUGACUGACUCAACAGUUGUUUUAAGUAAAAUUUAUACUGUUGGAAGAAUUCAUAAUUAGUUACCUAUUUUUUGGGAUUUCAGUAAAUUUUAAUUAGGAAAAUAUUAUCUCAAUUAUUUCAAUAUUAUGUUAAAGGAAAGUGGUACAUAGCUACUUCUUCAGUUGAUUUUAAUAAUACAUCAAUUCCUUUGCCAAAGGGAGGUAAAACAGGGCAUUCUUAAAAUUAAUUGAUAAGUGGAAAUAUAUUUUAUUCAUGUAUUUCCUAUUAUUAACUUACGUUAGGAUCAUACCCUUAAACUAGUCAAAAUGUAAUUUGUAUUUUAUUGUUACUUUUCAGAACGCUUUAUCAAAGUCAAACAAGUGUUAAUUUAAAACAAAAAGUUUUGAUUAAUUGUUUUGAGAAGCAUCAAAAAGAUACAAAAAUGGUAAGUAGUUUUUUAUAUAUUUAAUUUUAUUUUAAUUACCUUGCUAAUAGUACUAGAUUAAACUACCUAAAUGUUGGAUCAAAUUAGGCCUUCUUACUCCAAAAAUGAUGAAUUUCAAUAAGAAAUAAUGGUAGAUGGGUUGAUAGUUAGAACCUCAGCUUCUGGAUAUAUAAAAAAAACUUUUCAUACCUCAAGUAAAUUAUUUAAGACUUAUGGAUAUAGUUUAGGUCAAAUAUAACCCAAGGCACAUUAAAGAUUUAAGUUUAUAUAUUAUUUUCUUAAUUAAUAUUUACUGACGUAAUACCCAAGAAAGUAGGUAACUAAAACAAUAAUGCAAAACUGUAAUAAAAAUGUUUCUUAGCAUAUAUGGAAAAUCUAAAUUCUUUUAAAUUUUAGUAGAUACGAAAAAGGUCAAGUAUAUACAAAAUUGAUCGUGUAUAAUAAAAUAUGUUUGAGAACGUUUUGAAGAAUUUGUCAAUGUUAGGUGGAUUGAAUUCUUUGUAAAGUAAUGUGCCUACAGAUGUAUUUAUUUUGUAUAAUAUUAGUUUUAAAGUGCAAAUAGGUUUUGUAAGUUCUUACGAUAUACGUGUUAAAAAACUAUGCAGCCAAAACAGAAUAUUGAACUUGUAUAAAGCUUCUGUUAAGAUCUUAUAUCAUUUAUUUGUUUUUAGAUUUAAUUCCUCUAAAACGCUUGUAUUUUCUGUGUCAAAAUACCAAAUACACGUAUGUCCAGUCAUAUUUUUGUAUAUUUUUGCAAUAAAUACGUAUAUAAAUAUCUUUAUAUAUUCACUUGAUGCAACUCAAAAAAAAAU
Anthonomus grandis grandis is the source of this 3209-nucleotide messenger RNA. Its product is annotated as BRISC and BRCA1-A complex member 2-like. The record is from RefSeq and is a predicted model, not a curated record. The transcript is spliced from 4 exons. Gene Ontology annotation, cellular component: BRCA1-A complex; BRISC complex. Gene Ontology annotation, biological process: double-strand break repair. Lineage: Eukaryota; Metazoa; Arthropoda; Insecta; Coleoptera; Curculionidae. The coding region runs from base 395 to 1870 and encodes 491 amino acids.